Pygocentrus nattereri (red-bellied piranha) is the source of this 1967-nucleotide messenger RNA. RefSeq names its product transmembrane protein 181 (gene tmem181). The coding region runs from base 282 to 1736 and encodes 484 amino acids. The transcript has 17 exons. Gene Ontology annotation, molecular function: toxic substance binding. The record is from RefSeq and is a predicted model, not a curated record. Lineage: Eukaryota; Metazoa; Chordata; Actinopteri; Characiformes; Serrasalmidae.
UUUGUGAGGGUGUUUCUAAGCAACGCAAACUUUUCUGUGGCCAAAAUGACAAACCCUUUGGCGAAUUUUCUAGUUCGUCAGGUUUGUUAAUCAGAAUUGACCAUCUAUAGGGUCUUUGGAAGACUUUUAUUUUGACAGAGCUUGAGUCAGUACAGUGGGCGAGUGUCGCGCGAGUCGCAGAGCUCUCCUGACCAUGUAGGAGCUGAUGUGUGCGGAUAUGCUAACCUAUAUCGCGGAAAACGUUUCUGUGUUCGGUUUGCUGAGUGAGUAAAGUAAACGUAAUGGACAUGUUGGCCCCUAUGCGUCUCUACACCCUCACCAGAAGGCACUUUGCUCUGGUGUUUGCGAUUUUCUUGAUGUGCUUUGUGCUCACAGUCCUCAUCGGCGUAACAGGACCAAAAGUCAUCACAGAAAAUUCUUACAACGUCUUAAGUACUGGCAAUGAAUCUAAGACGGGACCCUUUCACAUAAAAUCUCCACCUCUGUCCAAUUAUAACCAGCAGUUAUGGCUUCUGUGUGUUAUACAGAUGACACAAAACAACGAAGAAGACUUCAUAAAGAAUUUUCAGAUGAAUGUAGAAUUGAAAGGCGUGAUGCAGGACGCCAGCAUUAUGCGCAUCAGUGAUAACGUGCAUCGGAAAUCACGUUUUCUGCAUUGUGCGCAGCCCCACCAGCUGUGUGACGAGUUCAUCGUUGUGCACCUGGGCUACUUGAACUACACACAAUAUCAAAUCAACGUCAGUCUGAAAGGCCUGGAGGGAAAGUCACAAAACAUCCAAAAUGUUACAUUUGUGAUCAAGACUUACAACCCCAAAUUCUCCCAGGUGGAGAUCUGGUUCCGAUUUGUAUUUGUUGUUUUAACCUUCGUAGUAACGUGUAUGUUUGCGCAUUCCCUGAGGAAAUUCUCAAUGAGGGAUUGGGGAAUAGAGCAGAAGUGGAUGUCUAUUCUUUUGCCUUUGCUUUUGCUGUAUAAUGAUCCAUUCUUCCCAUUGUCAUUCCUGACAAAUAGCUGGUUUCCUGGAACACUGGACACUUUUUUCCAAGCUCUUUUCUUGUGUGCCCUUCUGCUGUUCUGGCUCUGUGUAUACCAUGGCAUCAGAGUACAGGGGGAAAGAAGGUUUUUGACAUUCUACUUGCCCAAGUUGGUGAUUGUGGGGCUGCUGUGGAUCUCUGCUGUUACCCUGGGCAUAUGGCAACUGGCAAACGAACUGCAGGAUCCCACAUAUCAAUAUAACAUGGACAUGAAGCACUUUCAGGGCAUGAAAAUAUUCUUCCUUUUGGUGGUGGUCCUGUAUGUUCUGUAUCUGGUAUUUCUGCUUGUGAGAGCAUGGUCGGAGCUGAAGAACAUGCCCUACUCAGAUUUGCGGCUGAAGUUUCUGACAUCUUUGACAUUUCUGGUAUUGAUAAUUAGUACGGUCAUCCUUUACCUGCGAUUUGGAUCAAAGGCUCUAAAAGACAACUUUGUUGCAGAAUUGUCUACCCACUAUCAGAAUUCAGCUGAAUUUUUAUCCUUCUAUGGCCUUCUCAAUUUUUACCUCUACACAUUAGCAUUCAUCUACUCACCCUCCAGAAAUACUUUGUAUGAUUCCCAGAUGAAAGAUAAUCCUGCUUUCUCAAUGUUGAACGACUCGGACGAUGAAGUGAUUUAUGGGAGCGACUAUGAAGUGAUGCCUCUUCAAAAUGGCCGUGCUAUUAAAACCACUUCCAAGUACCAAGAUGAGACUGACAGUGACUAACAUGACUUGACAGUCAUGACCUGUCAAUUCAGCGUGGACAGAGUGAGAGGCUAAAAUAAAAAAUAAAAAAAGAACUGUACAGUGACCUUUGUGUAAAUAAUGCCAACCCUUUGUGUGUGUGUGUGUGUGUAUGUAUACACAUACACUCACCGGCCACUGCUAGUAAAAGCUUGGACCCCCUUUUGCCUUCAGAACUGCCUUAAUUCUUCGUGUCAUAAUUUCAACAAGGUG